AUGGUUGAAGCUCUCAUUGGGAUUGUAAUCCUUCGCCCUUGUCUCUCAAGGUUUCAUCCCCUUCCACCUGAUUGGUUCAGAUUUAGCCUUAAUGGAAAGUGGAAGUUUGAUGUCACUUUGGGCUGCCUUACAUUUCCAUUGCCAGAUCUCACAGGUCAAGCUGAAUUGUUACCUGUUCAUCUCCCUGCACCUGUUCCAUUGGUCAGCCAGAUCUCACAGCAAAGAGCUGCGGAUUCUGACGCUAUACUUUGCAGAGAAGAGGAAAAAGAAGCACUACUCGUAUUCAGACGAGGCCUGAUAGAUAGAUUUGGCACUCUCUCUUCUUGGGGAAGUAAAGAUAGAAUAGAUUGCUGUGAAUGGACACGAGUCCUAUGUCUUCAGACAGGCCAUGUGUGCCCAAUUCCUGAGUUCCAUGAUUCUGUCAAAAACUUGGAGACCCUUAGUCUCUUCCACGCUGGUUUUGAAGGACCAAUUCCCGACCGGCAUGGAAACCUUUCCAGACUGCAACUUCUUGAUCUCAGUGGUAAUAACGGUUUAUAUAACAUUGGGAACAUUGAAUGGAGUUCUCAUCUUUCUUCUUUAAGAUAUCUUGACUUAAGUGGCUGCGUUCUUCCUGGAGAAAAUGAUCGGUUUCAAGUCAUUAACAAGCUCCCAUUGCUCAAUGAACUUCGCCUAGUUUUGUGUAAUCUUCCACAGAUUAUGUCUUGGAAUCCCCUGAAAGUCAAUGCUACUGCAUCAUUUCUGACCCUUGAUCUAACUGGAAACCAUGUAACUAAUUCAAUUUAUCCAUGGUUGUUCAAUGUCAGUAGCAAUCUUCACGAAUUUAAUCUCAAUUUUAAUCUUUUACAAGGUGAGAUUCCAGAAGCAUUGGGACAUUACAUGGUUUCUCUUACUGGUCUCUUUCUUAAGUCCAAUGAACUAGAUGGUGGGUUUCCAAAGUCAAUCGGAAAUAUGAGUUGCUUGCUUGCAGUAGACUUGUCUUCCAAUAAUUUGAGAGGACAACACUCUGGGUUUCUUUCAAAAUCUAUCUGGUGGAUGCACAGAGAAGACGCUGGAGUCUUUGUAUUUAUGGGGUUGAGAACUUUAGAUCUUCAGGACAAAGCAUUAUCUGGAAAGAUGCCCGAAUGGAUAGGGGAGAGUCUUCUAAUCUUGCUAGUUCUCAGGAAAAUUCCAACUGGCACUCAACUUCAGAGUUUCAAUGCCUCCAUCUAUGAAGGGAAUCCUGGACAGUGUGGCCUCCCACUCCCAAAAAAAUGUCCAGGAGAAGAACCAGCCCAAGCUCCAUCUACUACAACAGGCGAAAUUCCGGAAGACGAGUUUAUAAGCUUUGGGUUCUAUGUAAGUUUAAGCCUUGGUUUCAUUGUAGGGUUCUGGGGAGUUUGUGGCAGUCUAGUGCAUAGUCAGUCAUGCAGACAUGCCUAUUUGAAGUUCUUGGGUGAUAUGAAAGACAGGAUCUACGUGACAGCAGCAAUAAAUUUUGCCAAACUGAAGCUAAGUUUCGAUAACUAA
Molecule: messenger RNA, 1509 nt
Organism: Mangifera indica (mango)
Lineage: Eukaryota; Viridiplantae; Streptophyta; Magnoliopsida; Sapindales; Anacardiaceae
Product: receptor-like protein EIX2
Exons: 6
Coding region: 1-1509 (502 amino acids)
Molecular function (GO): protein binding
Source: RefSeq, a predicted model, not a curated record